AUGACAGUCUACACUACAACACCGGGAUUCAGUGCUCACGACAACAUUGCUUCAGGAAAAACUGCACAGCAGCUGUAUCCAUAUCUUAAUCAACCUUGGGGAGCUGAUAAAGCAGUGGACGGACAGAAAACAGACUUUUCUGCUGGAGGGGGACAAUGCACGAUAUCCACCAAUGUAGCACAAACAGCGAGGUGGUGGGUGGAUCUAGGAGGUUUCCUAAGUAUACAUUACAUAACUAUAUACUACAGGACGGACAACCUAGCCUGGGAUGCCAGUAAUCCUUACACCGCUCGAUUCCUUGGUUUCUCGGUAUACAUAUCGACCACAACCAACAAAGAUGACGGGGUACUGUGUUUUGAAGACACGUUGUACACCAAAGCCACAAUACCAAACCCGACAAACAUAACAUGUGCUAGACACGGACGUUACGUCAUUUAUUACAACGAGAGAAAUGCCCAAUCUCCUGCUGAAUAUUCUGCGAACGCAUUUAAUGAACUCUGUGAAUUUGAGGUUGCCCAACAGCAGGUGUUUAUGGAGAGAACUGCGAUCUAA
Ostrea edulis (European flat oyster) is the source of this 552-nucleotide messenger RNA. RefSeq lists its product as uncharacterized. The transcript has 4 exons. The coding region runs from base 1 to 552 and encodes 183 amino acids. The record is from RefSeq and is a predicted model, not a curated record. Lineage: Eukaryota; Metazoa; Mollusca; Bivalvia; Ostreida; Ostreidae.